AGGCCUAAUUAUGAGUGACCAAAUCAAAUACAUUGUGGACAGUCUUAAUAAGGAGCCUUUUAAGAAGAAUUAUAACUUAAUCACUUUUGAUUCCUUGGAGCCUAUACAACUAUUACAAGUUCUCAAUGAUGUUCUGUCUGAGAUUGACCCAAAGCAAGUCGUUGAUAUCAGAGAGGAGAUGCCAGAGCAGACAGCCAAAAGGAUGUUGAACCUUCUUGGUAUCCUUAAAUACAAACCUCCAGGAAAUGCAAAGGACAUAAGUAUCUUUCGUCAGGGUCUGGUGAUUGGAAGUAAGCCUGUCAUUUACCCAGUGCUACACUGGCUUCUUCAGAGGACUAAUGAAUUGAAAAAAAGAGCGUACUUAGCUCGUUUUUUAGUAAAACUUGAAGUACCAAGUGAAUUCCUUCAGGAUGAAACUGUAGUUGAUACUUAUAAACAGUAUGAAGAGUGUAUGGAAGCUUUUAAAACUUUGCAUAAAGAAUGUGAGCAGCUUAAAACAUCUGGAUUUUCUACAGCAGAAAUAAGAAGGGAUAUCAGUGCAAUGGAGGAAGAAAAGGAUCAGCUCAUUAAGAGAGUUGAACGUAUGAAGAAAAGGGUGGAGACAGUUCAGAAUCAUCAACAAAUGCUUAAAAUAGCAAGCCAACUUAGAGUUGAAAAAGAGAGAGAAGAAUUUCUGGUACAACAGAAACAGGAACAAAAGAAUCAGCUAUUUCAUGCAGAACAGAGACUCGCUGCUGCCUCUGGUCUGAGCAGAAGCUUGUCCUCUGCAGCUAGGGUGCUUAGUUGCAUCUCUGCCCCACCCAGCUGCCAGCAACAGUGA
Suncus etruscus (white-toothed pygmy shrew) is the source of this 820-nucleotide messenger RNA. Its product is annotated as intraflagellar transport protein 81 homolog. NCBI's taxonomy places the organism in Eukaryota, Metazoa, Chordata, Mammalia, Eulipotyphla, Soricidae. The record is from RefSeq and is a predicted model, not a curated record. Gene Ontology annotation, molecular function: tubulin binding. Gene Ontology annotation, biological process: intraciliary transport; cilium assembly. Gene Ontology annotation, cellular component: intraciliary transport particle B; cilium; centrosome.